UCCCCUAAAUUUUAUAUCACAUGAUACACAUUAAAUGAGUACAACAUAUGUUAAGCACUGAAAAUAUUUUGUACUAUGUUUUUCGAUUUUACAGAGGUAAUAUUAAUAAUUAUUUUGGCAGCGAUUUUAAAAGGUUGGUGGAACCGUUAGUACGACGGCGUUUAACAAACCCCAUCACACGCAAUCAGGCAUGCUAUCAUUUAGAAAAAUCCGGGGGGCAAUCUGUUUGGUUAUGGUUCGAAGCAUAUCACGCUCCAAAUUAAUGGGCUUGGAGCUUCCAACCAUAGCUUUCUUCCGCGCAUAGAUACACACACUAAAGUAUGUAUAUGUAGGUGUUUUUAUAGUCGGCAACAGACUUUCUGUACUUCUCAGUAUACCAUUGAUUAUUGCUUUGACGCGAAGACUAUUUGCAUUCAAUACAAUACAAUGAUACAUGCAUCUAUUUGAUUGAUUACCGUGAACUGCGUGAAGUGUUGUAAUUGAGUUUUCUGAUUAUUGAAACCCUAAUUAUUCGUUGGGGGAAGUGGGGGAAUUAGACUUCUCUAAUGGCAGACCUAAAAGAGCGUCUCCUCCCACCAAAACCUGCAUCAGCCAUAAACCUCAGAGAUGCAUCAUACAGGCCAUCUGCAUCAGGUCGCCAGCCUUUUCAAGGGGUAGAUGUUUUAGGCCUAAAAAAACGUGGUCAAGGUCUUCGUUCAUGGAUCCGUGUUGAUGCUGCAACUGGUGAUUCCCAAGUCAUUGAAGUUGACAAGUUCACAAUAAUGAGACGUUGUGAUCUUCCUGCACGUGAUCUUCGCUUACUCGAUCCAUUAUUUGUCUACCCUUCAACGAUUCUUGGAAGAGAGAAGGCUAUAGUUGUAAAUUUGGAACAGAUUCGUUGCAUUAUAACAGCAGAUGAAGUUCUACUUUUGAAUUCUCUUGAUAGCUACGUGUUACAAUAUGUGGUGGAAUUACAAAGACGAUUAAAAGCUGCAGGGGGUGGUGAGGUUUGGCAAUCAGAAGGGGCAGAGUUGAACAGACGUAUGGGAAAUUCAAAUAGAUCUUUAGGGGACAUGUUUGGUAACACUUCACCUGACUAUUUGCCCUUUGAGUUUAGGGCUCUAGAAGUUGCUCUUGAGGCUGCUUGUACUUUUUUGGAUACACAGGCAGCAGAAUUAGAAAUUGAAGCUUAUCCAUUGCUAGAUGAACUUACAUCAAAGAUUAGCACUUUAAACUUGGAACGUGUUCGUAGACUGAAAAGCAGACUUGUUGCAUUGACUCGAAGGGUCCAGAAGGUAAGAGAUGAAAUAGAGCAGCUAAUGGAUGAUGAUGGGGAUAUGGCUGAGAUGUACCUAACUGAGAAGAAAAGGCGAAUGGAUUCAUUAUUCAGUGUUGGAGAUCAGUCUGUGAUUGGAUACAGGUCAAAUGAUGGGACCCAAUCCAUCUCUGCUCCAGUUUCUCCUGUUUCUUCACCUCCAGAAAGUCGAAGACUUGAAAAAACUGUUAGCCUUGCAAGAAGCCUUGCAAGGAGUAGUAUGAGGAGUUCAGAAAGUGGCACUGAGAACAUUGAGGAAUUGGAGAUGCUUCUAGAAGCUUAUUUUGUCGUCAUUGAUAGCAGUCUCAAUAAGUUGACAUCGCUGAAGGAAUACAUUGAUGACACCGAAGACUUCAUCAACAUCCAACUGGAUAAUGUGCGGAACCAGCUGAUACAGUUUGAGCUGUUGUUGACGACUGCAACGUUUGUUGUGGCAAUCUUUGGGGUGGUGGCGGGGAUAUUUGGGAUGAAUUUUAUGAUUCCAUUGUUUGAUAACCCAUCCGCGUUUACAUGGGUAUUGGUGAUUACAGGGGUAACUGGAAUCAUCAUAUUUUGCUCUUUUUUAUGGUUUUUCAGAAAACACACUUAA
Molecule: messenger RNA, 1883 nt
Organism: Lactuca saligna
Lineage: Eukaryota; Viridiplantae; Streptophyta; Magnoliopsida; Asterales; Asteraceae
Source: the annotation of a GenBank genome assembly